AUGGACCAACUCUCCGGCUACCGCGUAGCCUCCAAACUCUCAAAGCAACGCCUUCUCCUCGCCAUAAACUCAGUAUGCGCCCUCUCCAUCUUCUUCUUCGGCUACGACCAAGGCAUGAUGGGUGGAGUCAACAAUGCGCGCAACUACAUAGACCUCAUGAAAUUCGGCUACGUCUCCGAAUCCGGCGACCCAGUCAUCAUCGACUCCCUGCUCCAAGGCGGAUCGAUUAAGACGAUUGCGUUGGGCGCUAUUUGGGCAAUUUUGGGUGCCGGUCUGCAGUGUUCUGCUAUGAAUGCCAAUUGGAUGAUUUGUGCGAGGGCGGUUAAUGGGAUUGGGACGGGGAUAUUAAAUGCGAUUGUGCCGGUUUGGGCGACGGAGACGGCGGAACAUACGAGUCGAGGGCAAUUCAUUGCGAUUGAGUUUACGCUCAAUAUCUUUGGGGUUGUGGUAGCGUACUGGUUGGAGUUUGGACUCAGUUUCAUUGACGAUGGGAGGAGUCCGAUCAGAUGGAGGUUCCCGAUUGCGUUCCAGAUCAUUCCGUUGUUGGUGCUGUUGGGGAUCGUGUGGUUCUUCCCGGAGUCGCCGAGGUGGUUGGUCAAGGUGGGACGGGAUGAAGAGGCGAGAUAUAUCCUUGGGAGAUUGAGAGGUGAGGACGAGGAGGGAACUGUAAAGGCCGAUGCGGAGUUCCAUGAUAUCAAGAACAUCGUCAUUCACGAGCGGAAGACUGCGAACCGGAACAGCUACUUCUCCAUGCUCUUUGGCAUUGGUGCGGGCAAGCUGCACACAGCACGAAGGGUGCAGUUAGUCGUCUGGCUGCAGAUCAUGCAAGAGUGGAUCGGUAUUGCUGGUGUCACGAUCUAUGCGCCUACCAUCUUCCGGAUUGCAGGCUUCAGCUCCGAGAAGAGUCAGUGGAUUAGCGGCUUGAACAACAUCUUCUACAUGUUCAGCACCCUGGUUUGUGUUUUCACGCUCGAUCGAAUCGGCAGACGUUGGACGCUUUAUUGGGGAUCUGUUGGCAUGGGCAUCGCCAUGUUCUUGGCUGGUGGCAUGGCUCGUGCUGGGAUCAAUGCCACCGCAGCUGGCAACGCAUCUGCUGCCAGCGCGUAUGGUGCAGCGGCGGCGUCCUUCGUCUUCAUCUUCACCUCCAUCUUCGGCGCCACUUGGUUGACUGUCCCUUGGUUGUACCCGGCCGAAAUUUUCCCUCUCGAAGUACGAGCAAAGGGCAAUGCAUGGGGUGUGGUGGGUUGGUCCAUCGGAAACGGCUGGCUGACUCUGCUGUGUCCGGUCAUGUUCAACGCCAUCGGCGAGAAGAAACUUUACAUCUUCGGAGCUUGUAACGUGAUUACGAUCCCGAUGGUGUGGGCACUGUAUCCUGAGACGAACGGCAGAACCCUCGAAGAGAUGGAUCUGUUAUUUGCUGCUGAUACGCCGUGGGUGUGGGAUGCGGAGAGGAACUUCAAGAGACUGAAAGAGGAGAACCCGGACCUGGUACAGGCUGCGAGGAGAGGUGCAUCGGUGGUGGAUCCCGAGGCUGGAAUGAAGAAGAUUGAAGAGACGCAUGUGGUGAAGGAGGAAGUGGCGAAGUGA
This is a messenger RNA of Fulvia fulva, 1587 nucleotides long. Its product is annotated as Sugar transporter STL1. Gene Ontology annotation, cellular component: membrane. The transcript has 2 exons. Gene Ontology annotation, biological process: carbohydrate transport; transmembrane transport. Gene Ontology annotation, molecular function: carbohydrate:proton symporter activity. Bases 1 to 1587 code for a protein of 528 amino acids. The record is from RefSeq and is a predicted model, not a curated record. NCBI's taxonomy places the organism in Eukaryota, Fungi, Ascomycota, Dothideomycetes, Mycosphaerellales, Mycosphaerellaceae.